AAAAGAAGAGGUGACCAAUAAAAACGCAGAAAAAGCAACUGACGUUAGAGUGAGCGAUAGGACCCUGCCAGGUAGCAGAAUUUCUGCAAGAAGCACCGAAGCGGAGAAAUAAAUGAUCCACUAUGCGGGACCUGUUUCUGCAGUAGCAUGGAAAAGUACGAAAAGGUGGAACAAAUCGGGGAAGGUUCAUUUGGAAAGGCCAUCCUGGUGAAAUCUAGAGAGGAUGGACGACAGUUUGUCAUCAAGGAGAUUGGAAUAUCUGGGAUGUCCAGUAAAGAGAGGCAGGAAUCUCGGAGAGAGGUUGCUGUUCUUGCCAACAUGAGUCAUCCUAAUAUCGUGCAGUAUAAGGAGUCUUUUGAAGAAGGAGGGUGUCUGUACAUAGUCAUGGACUACUGUGAGGGAGGGGACCUUUUUAGAAAGAUCAACUCUCAGAAAGGAGCACUGUUUUCAGAGGAACAAAUCCUAGAUUGGUUUGUGCAGAUCUGCCUGGCACUGAAGCACGUACAUGAUCGGAAAAUUCUCCACAGGGACAUUAAAUCUCAGAAUAUAUUUUUGACCAAGGAAGGGACAGUUCAACUUGGAGACUUUGGGAUUGCGAGGGUUCUGAACAGCACUGUUGACCUGGCGAGGACAUGUAUAGGGACACCAUAUUACUUAUCACCAGAGAUCUGUGAAAACAAACCGUACAACAAUAAAAGUGAUAUUUGGGCCCUAGGGUGUGUACUCUAUGAAAUGUGCACUCUUAAGCAUGCAUUUGAAGCUGGUAACAUGAAGAACUUGGUCCUGAAGAUAAUUCGUGGCUCUUACCCUCCUGUAUCGGUUCACUACUCCCAAGAGCUGCGCUCCCUCUUAGCACAGCUUUUUAAACGCAAUCCCAGAGAGAGGCCUUCGAUCAGCAGCAUUUUGGACAAACCUUUCCUUUCGUGUAGGAUAGAAAGGUUUCUCACACCACAGAUCAUCGCUCAGGAAUUCCGCCACACUUUUCUUCACAAGCAGCCUAAAAUGGGUGUAGCACAGGUGCCGUCAGCCCAGAGGAUUACAAAGCCAGCGUGUAAAUAUGGAGUGCCUUUAACGGGAAAGAAGGUUAGCGGUGGAGCCAAGAAGCCUUCAGAGAGGAAGGCUGCAAUCAAAAACAAACCGGCCCUUCUCCCAGCAGCUCCUCAAAGAAGGAUCAGUCAAGUGGAGGAAGACAGAAAAAAGCCCGAGGAUGGCAUCAGAAAGAAAAAGAUGGACCCGCUGGAAAAGGAAAGGAGGCAGGGAGAGCAGAUGUUCCCAUUGAAAGCGGAGCAAAUGAAGAAAUAUGAGAAGGAAAAGAUCAGUCGAAUAAACCAAGCCAGGGAACAAGGCUGGAAGCAUGUCUUGAGUUCAAGUGGCGGCAGCAGUCCGGAAAGGAAGUGUUUUGUGGGAGGUAAAAGGCCUGUGGGUGUCCAAGCUUCUGUUUUGGGACGCUCUCCGGCCCUUAGCCACAGCAAGAGCACAUAUGAGCACUACUAUGCUGCUCUGGACCAAAUGGCUAAAUCCCAGCCCAAAGACGGCAGCAGGGAGGGAUCCUCAGCAGGACCUGGCAGUCCCCUUAGAGGUGUACCAGCAGCUGCCGGCCCAGUACUGCCUAACGGAUCUGCCCAUCAACUGAACUCUAAUGCAAUCAAAAGAGAACUUCAGAGGUUGCACCAUGUUUCGAAACACGCUCAGAUUAGCCGGCAGCGUGGUCAGAUACCAGCUGAACGAGCCUUUCAGGUCGAAGAAUUUCUGCAGAGGAAGAGAGAGGCAAUGCUCAACAAAGUGAGAGCUGAAGGACAGCUGGGUACUCGACAAAAUCUGGCUGCAAUCUAUGGGAGCCGGGCCGGUGCGGCUCGAUGCAGGCGACCUAAAGUCAACAAAGAGGAGGAGGAGUACCUGGCAAGACUCAGGCAGAUCCGCUUGCAGAACUUCAAUGAGCGUCAGCAGAUCAAAGCCCGGCUGAGAGGAGAGAAGUACGACAGUGACGGCUCUGAUAGCCAGGAGUCAAAUGAGGAGGCAGAGCAAAGGAGAAAAAAAAUAGAGGUUUUAAAAGCUCAGGCAAACGCCCGUGUUGCUGUACUGAAAGAGCAGCUGGAGAAGAAAAGGAGGGAAGCAAACGAGAGAGAGAAAAGAGCCUGGGAGGAUCAUCUUGCUGCGAGUCGAGGUGCCAGAUGUGGCAUUGCUGCUGGACCAGCAUCCUCUGAAUGUCCUCCUUCACCAGCCGCUCCAUCCCAGCCUGACCAGGCUGUCAAAGCUGCAGCCCUGCCCACAUCCAAACCCUCCAGCCCUCCUAUUUCCAUGACCGCUGCCCUGGAGAACGUCGGGGCGAUUACUCCGCUAAAAGAAAACCUGAAUGAGACUGAGACGGCAGUGAUCCAGAGUGAAAAGAAGCAGAUUCUGCGCAGACUAAACCAGAACCUAAAAGCCCGCAGCCCAGUGGAUGAGCUGGAGGAAACCCCUCCAGUGCCUUCAGAACCAAGUGUGGAGCAGUCUGAGGCAGAGAAACUACCACCUUCAGAUGGAGAUCGGAAAAAGUGGGAAGUGGCGGAGCUCCCUCUGCUCCCCGUUCCUCAGCAAACCCUUGGGGAGACGUGCUCUACAUCAGGCACCACUAUAGGAUCUCCUGAGCAACGGCCAUCCUCUGGAGACAGGAAGAAGUGGGAGGCAGGGGCUCCUCUUGUCCUCUCUGUUGCCCAGCAAACACUUGAAGAGACAUGCAUCCCAACCAUUGAGCAAACCCUGGGGGAAGUCAUAAAGAUGGGUGAGCUGCAGGACGACAGUCCUGGGAAGAUGUGGGAAGAGAGUCCAGUGUGUGAUGGGCUGAAGGGGCUUCAGGGUGCAGCUCUUCAGCCAGAGAUUGCUGCAAUGUCUGACAGUGGGAAAAUGCCCAGAGAAGAGUUCAACUCUGCUGCUGAUCAGAGACCUACAGAUGGAAACCAGGAUUCAGACCAGAACGCACCAGUUGCAAAAGCAUCGCCGUUGCCCAGCCAUACUUACAGUCAGGAUACAGCUGACGUGGAGUCUGUGAUUUUGGAGGAAAGUCCGAAACAAACAUCAAAUCCACCAGCUGCUGUUCAACAAGCUUGGGAACAGGAAGCCCAAAAGCAAAUGCCAGAAGGGGGCGACGUAAGACCAACAGGCACUCAGGAUGUUGAGAAAACUUUAGAAAAACCAACUGAAUCCUCAUCAGGUUUAGCUCAGCAUGAGGAGCCCCUGUUCCUGAAGUGCUCGCCAGCCCACAGACGGACCGCUGCCCUCGCUGCACUGUCUGCCCAGUCCUCCAUGGAUGAAUCAUCCUCCUCCCUGGCCUCACGCUCACGCUCGGUCUCACCUUUGCGCUCCAAGAACCAGAACGCCCUCCUCAUCGGUCUCUCUGCAGGCAUGUUUGACGCCAACAACCCAAAGAUGCUGCGAACCUGCUCCUUACCCGACCUCAGCCGACUCUUCAGCCCUCAGCUGGACUCCGCUGUAACUAGCAAGGCUAAUGCUUCCCCAGACAAAGACCUGGAAACAGAGGAUCUGGAAGAAGCUGUUAAAGAUGACGACCAAUCAGAUGCUGAGGAUGGGUAUGAGGAUGAAGAUCUGCAGGACAUCAGGGCCUCAAUGGAGAGACUCCUGCAGGAAGAAAGUGACAGGAGCCCUCCAGAUGUCAUCGGCGACGGGGAUUUUAACGGGAACCCUUCACAAGAUGGAGACCAGGAGUUGUUCGACAGAAUGGCAGCUGAGCUCGAUCAGGACAACAACCAGAUGGCUGUAGAUGAUGAUGAGGAUGAUGAUGAAGAGGAGGAGGAGGAUGAAGAGGAGGACGAGGAUGAAGACGAGGAAUGCUCCAACGGAAGUCCUGGCGACGACGGGGCCAGGGAAUUGCUUUCUAAUGGCGUGGGAGGAGAACGGCAAAAUAACAGCAAGCUGAAUGAAGAAUGGCAAUCAGAUGGAAGUGGAGAAGAUCAAGGGGUGGAGGCUGACCAUCAUGACAGCAUCUUCAGUCGUCUGGAGGAGCUUCGCUUUAACUUGGAGCAGCAGAUGGGUUUUGAGAAGUUCAUUGAAGCUUACAAUAAGAUUAAGGCUAUACAUGAGGAUGAAGACGAGAACAUUGAACUGGGUUCCAGUUUGGUUUCAAACAUACUGGGAACCGAGCAUCAGCACCUGUACCCAAACAUCCUUCAUCUAGUGAUGGCAGAUGGUGCCUACCAGGAAGACAAUGAUGAAUAAGGUACUGAGCAGUGGAGCGGCUGGCAGCUGUCUGAGGUCUUCCCACAGCACACGACAAGCAGAAGGAUCUAUGCAUGAAGUAUGGCUGCCCUCACAUGUUGGCCACUGGUUUGCAUGGACCACUUGAGACUAUUUCACUUUCAGCACUCUUUUCUAACCAGUGUUUGUUUAAAAGUACAUUGUUAAAGGUACAACUUCCUCUGUUGACCAAAGUUCAUUUCAGGUGUGUGUAAAUGUUUCUUGCUCAAUCCUUCCUCAGUUUAAUUACACAUGUAUGUUUGAGCUUUUUCAUGUUCUGUUGGUUUUGAUAAACUCUAUGGUGGCAUUUAGUAUUGGGGAGGGGGGGGGCUUAAGAUCUGACUCUCUCAGGUGCUCUCUUGCUGUGCCACACUCAACCAAUACUUCAUAUUAUAAACCCAGGUUAGCCUCAACAUAAAGGACUAUAACCUACUCAGAAACCAAUUAUACCUCCCUUUCUUACAGGAAUUUCUACCACGUCCAAAAUAAAUACAGUCUAGCUUAAUUUUCUGGAUAAUUUUUUAUCGUUUAAGUUAAAUCCAAGCAAAGAUUUGUCACUGAGGUACUGUAGCAGCACUGAUGAUGUUUGUAGGUCUGGUUAGCCUAAAUGACUGUCUUAAUGAUGUAA
Messenger RNA from Cyprinodon variegatus (sheepshead minnow), 4858 nucleotides. It is a transcript of the gene nek1, whose product is annotated as NIMA related kinase 1. The transcript has 36 exons. Gene Ontology annotation, biological process: protein phosphorylation. Lineage: Eukaryota; Metazoa; Chordata; Actinopteri; Cyprinodontiformes; Cyprinodontidae. The coding region runs from base 148 to 4212 and encodes 1354 amino acids. The record is from RefSeq and is a predicted model, not a curated record. Gene Ontology annotation, molecular function: protein kinase activity; ATP binding.